This is a messenger RNA of Trichoderma citrinoviride, 1564 nucleotides long. Its product is annotated as ubiquinone biosynthesis hydrox. Gene Ontology annotation, biological process: ubiquinone biosynthetic process. Gene Ontology annotation, cellular component: mitochondrion. The transcript has 2 exons. The record is from RefSeq and is a predicted model, not a curated record. Gene Ontology annotation, molecular function: 2-octaprenyl-6-methoxyphenol hydroxylase activity; oxidoreductase activity, acting on paired donors, with incorporation or reduction of molecular oxygen, NAD(P)H as one donor, and incorporation of one atom of oxygen; FAD binding. The coding region runs from base 64 to 1545 and encodes 493 amino acids. NCBI's taxonomy places the organism in Eukaryota, Fungi, Ascomycota, Sordariomycetes, Hypocreales, Hypocreaceae.
UGACGAGAUGCCGGUUUGUCGCAUCUGCCAUUGAGGGCUGAAUUUACCUCCUUUCUCGCUAUAAUGGCAGCAAAUAGGGCCUUAGUAGCGAGCCCUCGCUUCGUCUGCCGCAGCUGCUCUCGCCAGGCGCGCGGCUCGAGCUCUUACCGGAGGUCUUAUGCCACGGCCUCUUCGCCGUCCCACGACAUCUACGAUGUGGUCUGCAUUGGAGGUGGCCCAGCUGGGCUGAGUCUCCUCACAGCACUCCGCGCCAAUCCCACUACAUCUCGCCUCCGCGUCGCCCUCAUCGAAGCCCAGGAUCUCUCCAAAACAGCUUCCUUCUCCCUCCCGCCCACCCAGUUCUCCAACCGCUGCAGCUCCCUCACGCCCACAACAGCCCAGUUCCUCAACACCAUCGGCGCAUGGCCGCACAUGAAGCGCAGCCGCAUCCAGGAGUUCCACGAGAUGCAGGUUUGGGACGGCGUGACGGAUGCGCGCAUAGAGUUUGACUGGCAGCCUGGCUCGCAUGUCAGUCAGGGCAACGUCAUUGCGUACAUGGCUGAGAAUCUGAAUAUUACGUCUGGCCUGUUGAAGAGGAUCAAGGAGCUUGGCGGGGUAGACGUUUUCGACAGCUCGAGGGUUGAGAAGAUAACGUUUGGGGAGGAAACUGAGGAUUUUGACCUGAGAGAGUGGCCUGUCGUGCAUCUGCAGAGCGGGAAGUCUCUUGCGGCACGACUCCUUGUGGGAGCUGACGGAGCCAACAGCUCUGUACGGUCGUUUGCGGGUAUCAAAAGUCGCGGCUGGGACUAUGGCAGGCAUGGAGUUGUCGCGACGCUCGAGCUGGAGGGCGACGGAUGGGGAGGCGAGUAUCGCAAGACGGCGUAUCAGCGAUUCCUCCCGACAGGACCGGUUGCCAUGCUUCCGCUGCCUGGCAACUACGCGACUCUAGUCUGGUCCACUACGCCUGCAAAUGCCGCGCUGCUGAAGAAGCUGGCUCCGAAGGACUUGGUUGCGCUGAUCAACGCUGCCUUUCGACUGAGUCCCGUCGACCUGGCUUAUAUGCACACUCAGACUACAGGGCAGGACGACGAGCUCGCGUGGCGAACGCAGCACACGCACUUCGACCCCGAAGCCAUCCCGCAGCUGGUCGUUGGCGUGCAGGAAGGCAGCGUCGCAUCGUUCCCCCUGAAAUUCCGCCAUGCAGACACUUACAUCGGCGAGCGCAUCGCCCUUGUCGGCGACGCAGCGCAUACCGUCCACCCACUCGCUGGCCAGGGCCUCAACCAGGGCCAGGGCGAUAUUCAGAGCCUGGUCAAGACGAUUGAGUAUGCUGUUGCCCAUGGUCAGGAUCUGGGCACGCAGAUGUCGCUUGAGCCGUACAACAGCGAGAGAUAUGCGGCGAACCAUGUGUUGAUGGGAGUGUGCGAUAAGCUUCACAAGCUGUAUUCUGUAGAGAGCGGGCCUCUGAUUCCCCUGAGGUCGCUUGGGUUGAAGGCUGCGAAUGCGCUUGGCCCGCUGAAGAAUUUCUUCAUGGAGCAGGCUUCUGGCCGGGGGUUGAGGGUUUGAAAGGAGAUGCCCUGCAGCU